CUCCAAUGGAAAAGGGUUAUAGUCGACCGACCGUGAAGCAUGAACCCAUCAGCAAACGUCGUGUCGCAAUGCCUCGAUGCCUCUAUCUCGGUUGUCCUGGCUGCUGUUCCGGAUCCUCUUGGUCCCGGCUUUCAUAGGCACUGCCUAUCUUUACUACUUCCCAUUGGUACAAGACUGUCAUUUCCCUCAACCGAUAGGGGACACAUGUCACACACGACCUGGAUAUCGAGAUGAUGAUGUCGGGAGGACUGCGCCCUUCAGACUACUCGCAAUAGGAGAUCCGCAGCUGGAAGGCGACACCUCACUUCCUGACCUUGAUGCGCCAACAUUCCCAAGCAUCAAACGAGUGUGGGACAAUGUGCAGGAGUCCGGGCUUGGUACACUAUCAACCGAGCUGAUCCCUGCGGGCAGCGCUCUCCUGCUCAGCGACAUUCCCACCAACCUGCAGGCAUAUCGCAAGAGACUGGACCUAUGGGGUAAUGACCACUAUCUUGCGCAUGUUUAUGCGCGAGUCAAGGCGCACACACAUCCUAGCCACAUUGUUGUUCUGGGCGACUUGCUUGGGAGCCAAUGGAUUCAAGAUGACGAAUUCGAAAGGCGGAGUAGCAGAUUUUGGAACAGAGUGUUCAGUGAUGGCGAAAAGUUGCCAGAAGAAAUCAUGGCGAAAGACAGUGGGCAUCGGGAGAUACUAGGGUCGGAUCAGAGCUGGAAGAACAGGAUUAUUGCUGUCGCGGGAAACCACGACAUUGGAUAUGCUGGCGAUGUGAAUCAGGAUCGCAUGAGGCGAUUCGAAGACGCCUUUGGGAACGUCAAUUGGGCGAUGACGUUCAGCCAUAAUGAAUCGGAUGCAUCGUCUUUACCUCUGUCUGAAUCAGAAGUGUUCCCCGAACUUCGACUCGUGAUUCUGAAUUCGAUGAAUUUGGACGGCCCGGCUCAAGACAUGGAUUUGCAACAACAGAGUCACGAUUUUCUUGAACAGGAGUUCCUCGAGCAGCAAAAGCUGUCUUCCCAGACUGCAACGGUCCUCCUCACGCACAUCCCACUUUACAAACCGGAAGGUGUGUGCGUUGACGGGCCUUUCUUCACUUACUGGCCACCCGAAAACGGUGGCGGUUUGAAGGAACAGAAUCAUCUUGAUCAGGACGUCAGCAGAUAUAUGCUCAACGGCUUUGCCGGCCAAGACGGAAAGCGUCAGACGAUCAUUCUUAACGGCCAUGAUCACGAGGGCUGCCAAACCUGGCACCAGAUGACCGAACUCAUCUCAGAAGACAACACGACUGAGUCAAUCUGGGUAGUACACAACGACACCGAUCGCAGCAUUUCGAAAACGAUCGAUGAUACGGCCGGGGUGCGCGAAAUUACCGUCCGCAGUAUCAUGGGCGAGUUUGGUGGCAAUGUUGGUUUCCUCAGUGCUUGGUGGGACUGCGAGAAGCAGCGAUGGCAGAUCGAGUAUGCUUCGUGUAUGUUUGGUGUUCAGCAUAUUUGGUGGGCCAUCUACGUCGUGGAUAUGAUUGUAAGUGCUCUAGGCGUGUUGACCAUCGUGCUUUCCACACUCGAGUCUGAGCCGAACAGGAAGAAGUACAAGACUGCAUGAGGAACUUCAAAUUGGGUUGGUUGAUUUUUGUCUUUCUUGUACAUAGGAUCUAUGUGUUUACACACGAUCAUAAUUUUGAGUAUAUAAUUUGUAGCAUAGCCAAUCAACGCCUGAG
Dissoconium aciculare CBS 342.82 is the source of this 1709-nucleotide messenger RNA. RefSeq lists its product as uncharacterized. Gene Ontology annotation, molecular function: hydrolase activity. Lineage: Eukaryota; Fungi; Ascomycota; Dothideomycetes; Mycosphaerellales; Dissoconiaceae. The transcript has a single exon. Bases 77 to 1594 code for a protein of 505 amino acids. Gene Ontology annotation, biological process: GPI anchor biosynthetic process. Gene Ontology annotation, cellular component: endoplasmic reticulum. The record is from RefSeq and is a predicted model, not a curated record.